AAGGAUUCUGUGCCUUCAAUUAUAAAGCUUUCCUAGAAGCACAAUACACCUCUCGACAACACGGUUCCCUGACCUUUCUCUGAUCUUUAAUUACGAUCGAUAGUGUUUUCAGGUCGAUGGACCUGCAAGCCAAUUGCAUAACAUAAACUCCGUCACCGUGUUCCGCGAUGGUGCGGGCCCAUUCCGCACGGCUCGACAUCAGGAGCACCAUUUCCAUACCAAGACAAAGGCGGGGAACCCACCGCGGAUGAGUCUGGUGUGUAGAGAAGCUAGUGAUCGCAAGACAACUGGCUUUUGAAGUUCCACACGAAGGAGCGGGGCGUAAGGAGCUUGGUCUCUGCUUAACCAGUAAGAGUAUAAGACUUGGUAAGAGGUAGCAGAAGUUGGACAUUCUACCCUGAGCAGUUUCCUCCACUGACAUCUUUCCAUCCUUCAAUAUGACCUCGCCGAUUGUACUUGGUGUAGCUGCUCUUGUUGUUUUCUUCAUUGUCCGAUACCUCAACUCAUCUGAUAUCCCAAAGAUCAAGAACCUUCCUGAGAUCCCUGGCGUUCCUCUUUUUGGCAACUUGCUCCAAUUGGGCACCGAUCAUGCUCUCGUUGCUCGGAAGUGGGCGAAACAGUAUGGACCAGUGUUCCAAACUCGUCUGGGAAAUAAGCGUAUCGUAUUCGCCAACACGUUUGACUCGGUCAAGCACUUGUGGGUCACAAAUCAAUCGGCACUGAUUUCCCGACCAACCUUACACACUUUCCAUACUGUGGUCUCAUCCUCGAGUGGUUUCACCAUCGGCACCUCUCCAUGGGACCCUAGCUGCAAAGAGCGAAGAAAGGCAGCAGCAACAGCUCUCAACCGUCCAGCAGUGCAGAGCUACAUGCCCUUCAUCGACUUUGAAGCCACAAGAUCGAUCAAGGAGAUGCUUGCCGACUCGAAAGACGGCACAAUCGACAUUGACCCGAACCCUUAUUUCCAGCGAUAUGCGUUGAGUACGAGUCUCACCCUCAACUAUGGCAUUAAGAUCGAAGGCAGCAUCGACAACGAAAUGCUAAAAGAAAUCACUCAUGUUGAGCGCGAGAUCAGUAAUUUCAGAUCCACAUCGAACAACUGGCAGGAUUAUAUCCCACUCAUGCGACUGUGGCCAUCGAACAACAAGAAGCCGCUUGAAUAUAAAAAGCGCAGAACAGCAUACAUGACCAAGCUGUUGAAUAUGCUCAAGGAGAAGAUUAAUUCAGGUACUGACAGACCGUGCAUCACUGGAAACAUCCUCAAAGAUCCCGAAGCGAAGCUCAACGAUGCUGAAAUCAUGUCCAUUUGCCUGACAAUGGUAAGCGCAGGCUUGGAUACCGUUCCGGGUAACUUGGUCAUGUGCUUAGCAUACCUCUCGUCCAAGCACGGUCAAGAGAUCCAGAAACGAGCUCUCGACGAGAUCAACAAGGUCUAUCCGAACGGUGAAGCAUGGGAGAAGUGCCUGGUCGAAGAGAAGGUUCCAUACAUUACGGCUCUUGUUAAAGAGACCCUCCGGUUUUGGUCAGUCAUUCCGAUUUGCUUGCCGCGAGUCAGCAUCAAGGAUAUCGAAUGGCAAGGUGCCGUGAUUCCUUCGGGCACUACCUUCUACAUGAAUGCUUACGCAGCCAACUACGACGAGUCGCACUUCACCAAUCCCUUCAAGUUUGAACCUGAACGAUACCUGGACAAGGAGAUGUCAGGAAUCGAGCAUUUCGGUUACGGAGCGGGCAGCAGAAUGUGUGCUGGCAGCCACCUGGGCAAUCGCGAGCUGUACACAGCGUUCUUGAGGCUUAUCACGGCAUUCCAGUUCGUCGCACCAAAGGACUCUAGGGAUACGCCUAUCCUGGAUGCGCUGAAUGCAAACGCUCUUCCUACUAGUCUCACUAUGGAGCCAAAGCCCUUCAAGGUCGGCCUUCGGGUCCGCGACAGGCGGCAGCUGGACAGAUGGAUCAAAGAGAGCGAGGACAGAACAGCAGACCUUUGAGAAGCGCGACUUUGACGUGUCAUGAGGACGGAUGGGUCGACAGGUGACUGACAUGCAGAUGAUGUGGAGGCUCGUGGGCAGGCUUCAUGCUGUGAUUGGUGCAGAAGCACGCCGUUACCUUGAUGGCGCGAAAAGAUAGAUCAUGUACCACCAAAAAUGCUUGUUUUAGUUCCAUCAUACAAGCUCUGGUCUCCCCAGCCUCGAAA
Messenger RNA from Aureobasidium subglaciale EXF-2481, 2191 nucleotides. RefSeq lists its product as uncharacterized. The coding region runs from base 438 to 1985 and encodes 515 amino acids. The record is from RefSeq and is a predicted model, not a curated record. NCBI's taxonomy places the organism in Eukaryota, Fungi, Ascomycota, Dothideomycetes, Dothideales, Saccotheciaceae. The transcript is spliced from 3 exons. Gene Ontology annotation, molecular function: monooxygenase activity; heme binding; oxidoreductase activity, acting on paired donors, with incorporation or reduction of molecular oxygen.